Molecule: messenger RNA, 4522 nt
Organism: Sipha flava (yellow sugarcane aphid)
Lineage: Eukaryota; Metazoa; Arthropoda; Insecta; Hemiptera; Aphididae
Gene: svr
Product: carboxypeptidase D
Exons: 21
Coding region: 368-4453 (1361 amino acids)
Biological process (GO): proteolysis
Molecular function (GO): zinc ion binding; metallocarboxypeptidase activity
Source: RefSeq, a predicted model, not a curated record
UUCUGCAUUUUUGAAAAUAAGUGGAAUAACAUGAAUAGUGAUAACAUUUAUCAUAUGGAUACGUAGCAACUAGUAGUUACUGAGAACGAUGUUUCACCGUUUCGGAUUUCCGGUGACUCGGUGUAUAGUCUUUAAACUUAAUUAAAAUUUCUUGGUAAUUAAUAGUUAGUACUAGUGUGGUCACUAACCAUCGACUGGUUCACACGUUGAAUGGUGAAAUCUAUGAAAUUAAAUCUACCAUAAAUCUCAAGUCAAUGAAUCUCGUGCAAUUUUAAUUUUUUCAUUCAUAACCGUUAUUAAUAAUACUAUUAUUAUUGUGUUUCUGUAAAUUUUAUCCUGGUCUUCAGUUUAUAAUAUUACCAUUAAAAUGUAUUCUUUUCUAUUAAAGUAUUGUGUUAUUACUUGUUUAACGAUGACUACCUGGGCAAAACCCAUUCGUGAAGUUGGUUUACACGAUGACUUUCUAGAUGAACGAUAUUACAAUACUACUGAAAUAGAACAUCUACUAUAUGCAAUUGAAAAACAACAUCCAACAUUAGCUCGAGUUCAUGAAAUUGGUCAAUCAUCCAUGGGUCGCAACAUUUUAGCCAUAGAAAUAACAACGAAUGUUGGACAUAGCAGAAGAAUUUUAAAGCCAAUGUUCAAGUAUAUCGCAAACAUGCAUGGAGAUGAAACUGUUGGCCUACAACUGUUAUUAUAUUUAGCUCAAUAUUUAACUUUGAAUUAUGGUAGAGAUGAUCGUAUUUCUAGAAUUGUGGAUUCAACCGAUAUUUAUCUUAUGCCUACACUCAAUCCGGAUGGUUAUUUUGCUUCAAAUGAAGGUGAUUGUUUAUCUGAAAAAAACUAUGUUGGUCGAAACAAUGCAAAAGGUAUAGAUUUGAAUAGAAACUUUCCACAAAUAGACAAGAAAUCAUUUGACAUGCAACAACCAGAAACAAGAGCUGUUAUUGACUGGAUUCUUAAUAACCCAUUUGUUUUAUCAGCUAAUUUCCAUGGUGGUGCUGUUGUAGCUAGUUAUCCAUUUGACAAGUAUUACAAAAGUUAUUCUCAAGAAGGAAAAACCCCCGAUGAUGCUUUAUUUAGACAUUUGUCAAUGAAAUAUGCUUCAAAAAAUCCCAAAAUGGCCAAUGGAUCAGCUUGUCAAGAGGAACAUUUUAUAAAUGGUAUUACUAAUGGUGCUGAAUGGUACGAACUUGAAGGUGGAAUGCAGGAUUUUAACUAUAUUUAUUCAAACUGUUUUGAAAUCACUAUUGAACUUACUUGUUGUAAAUUUCCACCUUCAUCUGUGUUAACAAAAGAAUGGGAAUAUAAUCGUGAAUCUUUGUUAACUUAUAUAGAAAGUGUUCAUAUGGGUAUUAAAGGACUAGUUCAAGAUGAAAAUAACAAUCCAAUCCCAGGUGCUGUUAUACACAUUUUAGGCAUAAAUCACACUGUUAAAACAACAAGUAGAGGAGAAUAUUGGAGACUUUUACUUCCUGGCACUUACAGCAUUUCAGUUAGUGCUCCUGGUUAUAAUACAUCAGUGCGUGAAAAUGUGAUAGUGAAAAACAAUACUCUACGUCCUGUAAUUGUCAACUUCAUACUCAAUACAUUAAAACCAUCGUCAGCUACUGAUUUGAGUGCAGUAGAAGUGAAGAACGGAUCGAGGGACGAUAACGGUUUCCCGAUUCCCGUAAAAUUUAUACAUCACAACUAUUCUAGUCUCGUGUCUACUCUAAAUUUAAUCAACGUCAACUAUCCAAACAUAACCAGACUAUACAAUGUGGGUAAAAGUGUCCAAGGAAGGGAUCUGUAUGUGCUCGAAGUGUCCACUAGUCCUGGACAACACGAACCCGGUAAACCGGAGUUCAAGUAUGUUGCCAAUAUGCAUGGAAACGAAGUAGUUGGCCGAGAAAUGUUGCUAUUGCUGGCUCAUUAUCUGUGCCAGAACUAUGGCGCUGACGAACGCGUCACCAAGUUGGUGAACAGUACUCGAAUACAUAUGAUGCCGACGAUGAAUCCAGAUGGAUAUGAAAUAUCUAAUGAAGGAGUUGAAGAUGUUAAUGAUCUGGUCGGUCGAGAUAAUGCUAACGGAGUAGACUUAAAUCGCAAUUUUCCAGAUAGUCGACAUCCAUUCCAUAUACAGAAACAAGAACCAGAAACACAAGCAGUCAUUAAUUGGAUUACUAGCAUUCCGUUUGUUUUAAGUGCUAAUCUUCAUGGUGGAGCUCUUGUGGCCAAUUACCCAUUUGACAGUAGCAUGGUUAGCAGUUACUCCAGUCCACAAGCAUCAUAUACUCCUGACAAUGAUGUCUUUGUAUUGCUGGCUAAAACUUAUUCUAUGAAACAUCCAAAAAUGCAUUUGAAUAAUAAGUGUGCAAAUGAUACAGUUUCAUUCAGUGAUGGAAUUGUUAAUGGUGCUUCAUGGUAUAGUGUUGUUGGUGGCAUGCAAGACUUCAAUUACUUAAACACAAAUUGCUUUGAACUUACAUUUGAAUUGGGUUGUACUAAAUUCCCAUUUGAAAAAGACUUGAGAAGUUAUUGGUUAGACAAUCGCGAGUCUUUACUUUCAUUUAUGGAACAGGUGAACAGGGGAGUAAAAGGAUUUGUCUUAGAUAUUAACGGAGAUGGUGUGCAAAACGCAGAAAUUACAGUAAUGGGAAUUGAACAUUGUGUUAAAACUGCAGUAGAUGGUGAUUAUUGGAGAAUAUUAGUACCAGGCACUUACAAAAUUACAGUGACAGCUUAUGGGUACAAAAGACAAACUCAUUCUGUUGAAGUAUAUGAUUCCACUACGCCUACUUGGUUAAAUAUUACAUUGAUUAAAGAAGAUCUUAAUGAAUGGUCUCAAAUCAAUGAUUUUAAUUUAAAAGAUAAUAUAGUAAAAAUGGAGAAUUACAAAAGUAAAGAAUUAUUUUUAAGUAAUCUUGAAGAUUUAGAAAAAAGUUUGUCAAGCGUUGCUGAAUUAGUAAUAAACUCUCAUAACCCAGAUACUUCAAUUAUUCAACUUAAAGUUACUGAAAAUGUUGGAUCACCUGAUGAAUACAAAUUCAAAAUAGCUAUAUUGGGUGGAUUAUAUAUUAAUGAACCAGCCACUCGAGAAAUAUUGUUAUUUUUGGCCAGACAUUAUGUAGAAGGUUACAGAAAGAAGAAUCCUAAUAUAAUGUUGUUCUUAUCAAAUGUUGUAUUAUAUUUUAUACCAUACUUUGAACAAAAAAAUAGCUAUGAAAAGCAAUGCAUGACUGAUGAUUCAGCAGAAAUGACUGGACCAUUGUUGUUAGCUAAUCAUCAACAAAAUGAGCAAAAAACUAUUAAUAACUUGUGGAAAAUGUUACAACAAGAACAGUUUGAUAUGAUGUUCAGUUUGGAAAGUGGAUAUAUGUCAAUAAAUGGUCCAACAACCCAACCAAGAAACACAAUAUCCAGGCUUUUUAUGGAUUUUCAAAGAGUAUAUGAUAAUAGUAACAUAAAAAAUACUUGUGGUGAACCAUUAGAUAGUAAAAUCAACGACAUCAAACAAAAGGUUUUAGAUACAUUUAACAAUGUGUUAAAAAUUAAAACUAUUGCAGUACGUUUAACUUGCUGUAACUAUGUUGAUCCAUCGGAAGCAGCAUUUGUUUGGAUGGAAAAUUACCGUAUGUUAAAAGGUGUCAUAGAAAAUAUUCAAGGAGUUCGAGGAUCAGUUACUGACAGAAUAGGCAACCCUAUUAGAAAUGCUAUUGUAACAUUAAACAUGUUUGCAGAUAUUUAUAAAGUCACUUCUAAUUCUGCAGUUUUUAAAGCUUACUUACCUGCAGGGAUAUAUACAAUAAAUGUUAAAGCAACUGGAUAUUUGACAAGAAAAUUUUCAGUCCAUGUGACUAGUGGAAAUAUUACUAUAAUCAAAGUUGUUAUGUUACCUGUUGGGCAAGGUUCUGCAACUCAAGAAUUUAAUACAUUAAUUAAAGGAUAUGUAUUUGAGAAUGAAAAUAAACCAAUUAAAGGAGCAGUCAUAACUGAUGAGUCAUCUUCUUCAUUUUCUACUAGCGAUAAUAGUGGAUUUUAUAAAUUACUAACUCAAAACGGUGUUAAAACUAUACGAGUAGAAGCUAAUGGAUAUGAAACUUCAGUAAAAUCUAUUAAUAUUAAAGGUGACAAUCCCCCAUCUGUAAUUUUUACAUUGCAGAAAGACGAGAGAAUUUUUAAUAUGCCUAGGAUGUUAUUUAUUGUUCUUGUUGUUUUUGUGAUUUCUGUUUCUGGCGUGGGUUGGUAUCAUUGUUACCUUCGAUGGAAAUCUGAAAGACCUUCAUCUUUUGCCUACAGGAAUGGUUUCGCUUUGCUUCCUCAAAAGCCUUAUCUUUUUGAUGAUGAUGACGAAGUGGAACUUUUUCGUAAUCCAGGUAUUAAAGAUUCUAUUAAUAGACCAUACCACGAUAAUUCAGAUGUGAGUUACACUGAUAGUUCAGAUGAGUCAGUGUCAAAUUUUGUUCGGUAAUAAUUAUUAUAAAUAUGAAUUUAAGAUCAUGCCUAGUACAUACUAUACUUAAAUGAGAGCCAAUUAAAA